CUACACUGAACUGUCCCACCAAACACAUUGACAGGGGGCGGGCGCCACCAUCGUUCAACUAUAUUAUAGUUUCCAACAUGGUAAGAAUCGGAACCAGCGAUCCGGUAUUGACGGUGGCGCCCCCUGUCAAUGACUUUAGAUAUGAAACGGGGGCGUGGCGCGUCAGCGCGUGACUCCGCGAUACGACCAGAAACGAACAUCGCUCGCGAAGCCAGGUUAGUCGCGAUUCAGUCGUACUGAGGGAAUGUUCUCUGAUAUUUUUUCAUAAUGCCGAACUGUUGUGUCGUUACGUGCAAUAACAGAAGUGAAACGAAGAACUACAAGAACGAUGGAGUCACUUACCACGUAUUUCCAAAAAAAUCGACUUUUAAAGAAAAAUGGAUGGACGCCACGGGCAGAGGUCCUAACUGGAUUCCUGUCCAAAGAAGCGUGAUAUGUUCGGAUCAUUUUCAGGAAAAAUGUUUUCAACCUCUUAAUAAAAGCCGUAGACUUUUCGACUGGGCAAUACCUACUUUGAAGAUUUGUCAUAUUGUUUCAUCGGAUUGUUCAAAGCCUAUGUCUACAGGCUCAAAGGCAAAUCAGACUCCCGAAUCAAACACUGAUAAUAAUUUAGCGAGGAAAAAUAACACAGAUUGUUCAAAGUCUAUGUCUACAGGCUCAAAGGCAAAUCAGACUCCCGAAUCAAACACUGAUAAUAAUUUAGCGAGGAAUAAUAUCACACCGGACUUCACUUUCGUGACUUGCGAUGAUCAGCAACCGGACGAUACUAGCGAUAUUUUUGAGACAGCCCUAAGAUUUGAAAUGCGACUGAAAAUUGAAAAAUAUGAAAGCGUGAUAAAUAAACAGAGGACUAAAAUUAGGACGCUUCAGAAGAAAAACCGCCGCUACCAGAAACGAAUAUCAGAACUUGAAGAUAAAAUGAAGAAACUCAAUGAAAAAAAAGCAAAGAAAUCCCUUCUAUGAUCCGAGGUGUCACCAAAGAAUUUGACUGUCAAAUAUGCGGUGAACUUUCCAACCAACAAUAAUUAGUGCUUCAAAUUAUUCCAAACAACACCUAAUUGUUACUAGACACGUGCAAUUAUGCUAAAUAAUUACAUACAUAAACAAAC
This is a messenger RNA of Ostrinia nubilalis (European corn borer), 1109 nucleotides long. Its product is annotated as THAP domain-containing protein 1-like. The record is from RefSeq and is a predicted model, not a curated record. Lineage: Eukaryota; Metazoa; Arthropoda; Insecta; Lepidoptera; Crambidae. The transcript has 6 exons. The coding region runs from base 268 to 963 and encodes 231 amino acids.